Molecule: messenger RNA, 2137 nt
Organism: Saccostrea echinata
Lineage: Eukaryota; Metazoa; Mollusca; Bivalvia; Ostreida; Ostreidae
Product: G-protein coupled receptor dmsr-1-like
Exons: 2
Coding region: 764-1924 (386 amino acids)
Biological process (GO): G protein-coupled receptor signaling pathway
Cellular component (GO): membrane
Molecular function (GO): G protein-coupled peptide receptor activity
Source: RefSeq, a predicted model, not a curated record
GCGACCAAUUGUAGAGAACGCACUAAGGACAAGCAAUUACAGGCCAUAACUCAAGUCUAACAGACGCAUAAAGAACAUUAUCUACUUUGUUUUCGGAAGGAAUCGAUAUUCGGGAAAAAUAUCGAUAAUCAGUUGAUGUACGACUAGUUAUUGGUAAGGUAAUCUGUGUGGGCGUUUUUAAAAUCCACUUAUUAAGCAUCAUAUUAUUGUGCAGAAAAGCGGAAGUCCUGAUUUUGAGCAAGCCAGCAUGAAUAAAUGUUAAACCUCAACCUAUAUAGAUACUGAUUUAAAAUGGAGCCUGAAUAUUUCAUAUUAUUAUCCUCACAAAUCGUCACUGUAUCUCCAGUGUAAUUGUGAAAGACUGCAGUGAUUUCCUCGACAGAAAGCUACAAUUUCAAUUACAUCGAUAUCAUAAAGCAUUGAGUGUCAGGCGAUCGGAUGUUAUAUAAGGGAUCUGUUGUUUCCCGCGGAAUCAGUAUGUCACUUUCGCUGUGGAUAGAAGAAGUCAGUGAUGGCGCAGAACUUAUUGCAGAAUAAAAUUAAAAACUGAAUCAUUAAAAAGAAAAUUAUAAACGUCAUCAGGUAAAUUGUCACACUCCUACACUGCGUUAUGGGAGAUGGACCCCCUUGAGGAUAAUUAAUUUUCUAGCUGAAUCAUCAAAUGUGGGCUCUGUAAAGUGUGAAUUUAAAUCUUCUAUAAGUUGGAUCUUUAUAUUCUGACACCUGUAGCAUCCAUGUUUACUUCUGCAGGAAUAAAAACAGAAUGGAUUCCAAUACAGAAGAAAAUUGGAUCCUUUUCACGGAUUUGUCAUUCGUCAACAACACAAAUAUUUCAUUUACAGCCAUGGGUUCAGAGACAACUAAUGGACUGAUGACAUUCGGCCAUUGGUUCACACGUAUCCAUGGCUACGCCAGCUUGUUCACGUGCAUUUUUGGGAUAUUUACUAACCUCUUCAACAUUUCUAUUCUAACACGUAAAGAUAUGUGGAACCCCACCAACUGCCUUCUGACAUGGCUAGCUGUCUCAGACAUCCUCACCAUGAUCCCUUACAUUCCAUUCUCCCUCCAUUUCUACUGCAUCCACAACUUUGAUGAAAUCUCACAAGAAAAGUUCUCUCGCGGCUGGACCACGUACAUGCUUGUCCUUGUAAAUUUAGCAGCGACUACACACACGAUUUCGAUAUGGCUAGGUGUCUCAUUGGCAGUUUUCAGGUUUACACAGUUACGGACCACAGCCAAAGGACCUUUAGCACGCAUGAGGAGUAUGCGACAAGUCAAAUACACUACUGUGUUAGUAUAUAUUCUUUCUACCCUGUGUUUAAUCCCUAAUUACUUGACCAACGAAGUUGUUCAACAGAAAAUGGAUUCCAACAUAACGAUAUACGUCCUUAAUGAUUUAAAACUAGCCACCAAUGAAACAAAGCCGAUCGUGCUCGCUAACGUUCUCUCCUACGCUAUUGUGGCCAAAUUCAUUCCAUGUGCACUCAUGAUAGUGUUCGGGGGGUCAUUGUUGUAUAGUCUUGGAAUCAAAGGAAGGCAUCGAAGGACUAGACUUUCGGCUGGUCAGCCGCCCGCAAAACGAGGCACGAAGCAUUCCAAGACGACUAAGCUGUUGCUGGUUGUGAUUAUUCUAUUUUUGGUAACGGAGUUCCCUCAGGGUAUUGUGAUUUUCAUGAGUGCCAUUGUUCCCAACUUUUACAAGUCUGUGUAUGUGCCUUUAGGAGAUUUUAUGGAUUUCCUUGCACUUGUGAACAAUGCCAUAAAUUUUGUUUUGUAUUGUAGCAUGAGCAACCAAUUCCGGUCUCGAUUUUUGGAGAUGUACUGUAACAAAAGACGUGGUUUUAAGUACACAAAUAAGUUUAGUUUUACGUAUUCUUUAUCGUCCUUCACCAAAACAACUGUAAUUGAUUCCUUAAAGAGAUGAAACAAAAUGAUAGAUUGUUUCCUUUGCCAAAGAAUGUGUAAAUUUAUUAUUUGUUACUUAACUGUUGUUUCUUUACGGACUAAAUAACUUGACUGGCAUUCCGUACAGAUUUUUAUAAUAGAGUCCCACUUCACUGAUACAUGAAUCAAUUGACUGAGUGAAGUAUUAAUUUUGUACAUGUCUAAAAAUAUGUAUAAAGAAAGUCAAAAUGAA